AUGAAAAUUGUGGAACUUGGCCGUUUGUUGGGCAUUGAACCAAUUAAAGCAGAAAAAAUUGCAGGACAAAUGAUAUCAGAAGGAAGGAUGGAAGGCUCAAUUGAUCAAGUAGACUCCUAUGUCCACUUUAAGUCUCAAAAAUUAUUGCCAACUUGGGAUAAGAAAAUUGAGGCUCUGUGCUAUCAUGUCAAUCAUAUAAUUGAACUCAUGUCUGCAGAUCCAAAAGUACGUGAAUGGAUGAAUAAACAUUUAGAUGAUCAAAUGACAUUAUAA
Molecule: messenger RNA, 273 nt
Organism: Macrosiphum euphorbiae (potato aphid)
Lineage: Eukaryota; Metazoa; Arthropoda; Insecta; Hemiptera; Aphididae
Source: the annotation of a GenBank genome assembly